AUGGGCAUACCACAAGCGCAACUCUAUAAUCCACUAGAUAUUGGAUCGAAAGACAUUCGCCUACUGUCGCUCUCUCCGGGGGCUGAUGGUGAAGAACUCAUAUGCAGCUUAUCUCAGUAUUCCCUACCAAAUGCGCCGACAUACGAAGCGUUGUCAUACACAUGGCAAAAUCCAGCUCAUCCAAUCGACGAGUCCAUCAACCUACAGGAAUCUAAAUUCAAUGUCACGUGGAAUUUGCAUGAAGCACUUUGUCAUCUUCGCACCGAAAACACAACACGAACUCUUUGGAUAGAUGCAAUCUGUAUCAAUCAAGAUGAUUUGGACGAGCGUGCACAACAGGUACCAUUUAUGAAGGACAUUUACCGCAACGCAGGCCAUGUUGUGGUCUGGCUGGGC
Molecule: messenger RNA, 396 nt
Organism: Didymella exigua CBS 183.55
Lineage: Eukaryota; Fungi; Ascomycota; Dothideomycetes; Pleosporales; Didymellaceae
Product: HET-domain-containing protein
Exons: 1
Source: RefSeq, a predicted model, not a curated record